Molecule: messenger RNA, 2100 nt
Organism: Acanthosepion pharaonis
Lineage: Eukaryota; Metazoa; Mollusca; Cephalopoda; Sepiida; Sepiidae
Source: the annotation of a GenBank genome assembly
AUGGAGGAUGCGGAGUACCCAGGGAUGACUAGGAUGGAUUCUAUGCUAGCAGGUCCGGCCAGCCCACCUGAGAAGAAGCUAAAACUACAGAUGGACAAUGAAGAUCUCAUCAUCACUGCAUCAAGCAUCAGAAACAUGAAUUCACAGCCACAGAAAGAACCUGAUCCAGAUGCGAUUAAAAUGUUUGUUGGACAAAUACCUCGCUCAAUGGAUGAAAAUGAACUUAGGAAAAUGUUUGAGGAAUUUGGUCCAGUUUUUCAACUGAAUGUUUUACGGGAUAAAAUGACAGGACAGAGCAAAGGAUGUUGUUUUGUUACAUUUUACACCAGGAAAUCUGCUCUAGAUGCUCAGAAUGCUCUUCACAAUAUCAAAACAUUACCACAAAUGCAUCACCCCAUACAGAUGAAACCAGCUGAUAGUGAAAAACGAAAUGGUAUCAACGGCGUACCCAGGUUUGGGGCUAAAGUGGAAGAGAGGAAGUUGUUUGUUGGUAUGAUCUCAAAGAAAUUCAAUGAAAGUGAUAUACGAAUUUUGUUUUCUAACUAUGGAUCAAUAGAAGAUUGUACAGUAUUAAGAGACCAAAAUGGGCAAAGUAAAGGUUGUGCAUUUGUUACUUUUAAUAACCGACAGAGUGCUCAGAAUGCUAUCAAAAACAUGCACCAUUCACAAACAAUGGAGGGAUGUUCUUCACCACUGGUUGUAAAAUUUGCAGAUACUCAGAGAGAAAAAGAGGCUAAAAAACUGCAACAGAUGAAUGCUAAUUUAUGGAAUUUAUCUCUGGGAGGUUUAGGUCCAUUAGCUCCACAGUAUGUGUCGUUAUUACAACAGGCAGCAGCUGGCGGUGGAGGUGGUGGUGGAGGUGGCAACUUGGGAGCAUUUGGAAAUUUGGGUAACAUUGGGUUGAACACAAUGGGUAUCCAACAAUUAUUGACUGCUGCAGCAGCUGCCGCUGCAACUGGCAAUAAUCCAGGCGUGUUGGCAGCCCUCGCGGGGUUAAAUGCUGGCAGUCUAACCAAUAACACUACUGCUACUUCUGCCUGCUCCCCUUCCUCCUCCUCUUCCACUUCGUCCACUGCACCGUCUGCUGCAGCGGCAGCCUUGGCGGCAGCAGCAGCGGCUACAAUGGCAUCACUGGGGGGCAGCAAUAGUGGCGCGGGCGGUUCGUCGUCUACUGUGACAGGAGAAACCAACAAUUUGCAACAUUUACAGAACCUUCAGAGUUUGACAGCAUUGGCAAAUGCUUCUGGCAACCCAGGUUCUUUGAAUGCUUUGGGAAUGCAGAACCUUGCAGCAUUAAACCAACUUGCAGGAAACACCAAUGCUUCCAAUGCAUCAGAGCCUGUCUUCAACUUUUGUCGUACUAUGACUGGUACAACUUCCUCAAACUCACUAAGUGGCCUCGCUGGAAUGCAAGCUCUAGGGAACAAUUCCUUAACAAACCUCUCUAGCUUGACCUCAAGUGUAACAACCAACAUGAAUGGCAUUGGCUCCAAUACUAACCCUACAGGUAUUGAUGCCCUUAGCCAAGCAUAUUCGGGGAUACAGCAAUAUGCAGGUUUGUCAGGUUUGCUCCCUCCAGGUAAAGCAUCAUUCCCUAAUGCAUUCAAUAGUCAGUCAGCCCAACAGAUUCAACAGGCUGCCGCUAAUUCCCCAGCUGGCAAACAAACUGAAGGUCCAGAUGGAGCCAACUUAUUUAUAUAUCAUUUACCCCAAGAGUUCAGUGACCAUGACCUCAUGCAGACUUUCAUCCCAUUUGGAAAUGUAGUAUCUGCAAAAGUUUUCAUUGAUAAACAAACAAAUCUAAGCAAGUGUUUUGGUUUUGUGAGUUAUGACAAUCCGUUGUCAGCACAGGCAGCAAUUCAGGCCAUGAAUGGGUUUCAGAUCGGUAUGAAACGACUGAAAGUACAAAUAUCCUUUUUAACUGAUCGCACGUGGCGUGACGUCCUUCCCAUGUUCACAAUGCUGUGUACAUCCUUAAAACUGACUAUAGAAUGCCAUUACCCUUCUGACACUUCUCUCUCUCUCUCUCUCUCUCUCUCUCUCUCUCAUUCCUCCAGUUGUGAGAAAUUCCACAAGGAAUUUAACAGCCAGGGUGUUUGA